CGUAGUCUGCAUCAUAAAUCUCGCAAAGUUCACCUGGAAACUUCACACAGCUUCAAACCAGCUCCGUACACCGUCGUGUCAAACGCACAAUCCUUUCAACAUGAAAUUCUUGGCUAUCGCUGUUCUCGUACUCGUCGCUUCGGUGUACGCCGAAGACCAGCCAAUGGAAUCGAUGAAGGCUAAGCGUGGCGUACACUUCAGCCUGGGAUACCACCAUGCUCCGGCCGUGGUGUCACACUCGUACGUUGCUCCCGCACCAGUGAUUGCCCAUUCGGCACCGCUCGUAGCUGCACCCGUUGCAUAUCAUGCGCCGAUCGCCAAGACCUACGUUGCCCACGCUCCGAUCGUACAUCAUGCUCCGCUCGUGCAUCAUGCUCCACUUGCUGCUUAUCAUGCUCCGCUCUAUCACAGUGCCGUCUACUCGACUCUGCACCGUCGUUAAAAAUGGGAAUGCCGAACCCGUUGCCACUAGCGACCAACUCUAGCAUUAUGCGUGUGUGCUUCAUUUAGUUGAAUAAAACGAAAAACAAACGAUAAACAUUAUA
Anopheles funestus (African malaria mosquito) is the source of this 545-nucleotide messenger RNA. RefSeq names its product larval/pupal cuticle protein H1C. The transcript has 2 exons. Bases 101 to 442 code for a protein of 113 amino acids. The record is from RefSeq and is a predicted model, not a curated record. Lineage: Eukaryota; Metazoa; Arthropoda; Insecta; Diptera; Culicidae.